AUGUCUUUCCCCCCAGACCAUUCAGAGUCUCCUCCCCCUUUAAAAAUUUCUUUUAAUAUGGAUAUUCGAACAAAUGGGGCAAAAGAAGGAUUAAUUAUUUCUACUGGAAUAAUAUCUGGCACACCACAAAUGUUUAAUGGAAUUUUUGGGGUAAAUAAUUCUCCUCUUUGGCCAGCAGUAUUUUCUCCACCAUCGUCUGCUUCAACUUUACCCUUAAAUGAUAAAAAUAAUUUUGAGAUAAACCCCAAUAAAAAUUUGAAUGAGUCAUCGAAGGAACAAUCAAAAAUGUUAUCUCCCUUGAUGAUUUCACUCAAUGAAGUAGAUGUAAAUAAACAACAACCAUUAAAUCAACAACAAUUAAAUAAAUGUUCUUCCCCAACAAAAAGAGAGGGCGGUUGUUGCUAUUCACCGCCCCCAUUAUUGUUUGAUUCAACAACAACCACAACUUCUCUAGAAAUUUUUCGUCCAGACUCGGCCUCGUCCUCUGCUGACUUCUACCAAUUGCCUAAAGCACCGCUUAGUCAAGAAUUAAUUAGAGAACCUCCAGUUGUGUUGGUGCCUGUUGAGGGAGAGGAAUACGAAUUUAACGAGAAGUAG
Molecule: messenger RNA, 597 nt
Organism: Meloidogyne enterolobii
Lineage: Eukaryota; Metazoa; Nematoda; Chromadorea; Rhabditida; Meloidogynidae
Source: the annotation of a GenBank genome assembly